Messenger RNA from Pseudonaja textilis, 2262 nucleotides. RefSeq names its product interferon-inducible GTPase 5-like. The record is from RefSeq and is a predicted model, not a curated record. Lineage: Eukaryota; Metazoa; Chordata; Lepidosauria; Squamata; Elapidae. Gene Ontology annotation, cellular component: membrane. Gene Ontology annotation, molecular function: GTPase activity; GTP binding.
GCCAAGCCAGGGGCGUUUUCCGCGUUUUCGGCAGGAGACCCGCCUGGGCUUCCCACGGACGAGUUCCUUCCAGGAGAGGGCAGCCGCGCCAACGCGUAAACAAAACUCCGGAGCCAAUUCAGACGAGCAAGCCAGAAGCAGGAAGCGCCGCUCGGAAGCGGCAGCGACGAGAAAGCGCUUCGGCUCCCGAGUUCUCCGGCCGCAGGCUUGGCUAUGGCAAUGCAGGAUCAAUUCAUACCAUCAAAUGAGGAGGAGGAUAUUUUCAAAGACUAUGAUGUCAAUGAAGAUAUUGAAGAGAUUAAGAAUGCUCUUGAAGAAGGGAGAAUGGACAAAGCCAUUUCCAAGAUUAUGGAAAACCUUCAAGCCCUGGAGGACAUCUGUUUGGACAUAGCAGUAACGGGAGAAUCCGGCUCAGGGAAAUCCUCCUUCAUCAAUGCCAUCCGAGGGCUAGGAGAUGAGGAAACUGGUUCUGCUCCCACUGGAGUAGUGGAGACCACAGAGAAGCCCACACCUUACCCACACCCCAAGCACCCCAAUGUCACCCUGUGGGACCUACCUGGAAUUGGUACACCAACAUUCCGCGCCAGCACUUACUUGAAGCAGGUUCAAUUCUCCCGCUAUGACUUCUUCAUCCUCAUUGCCUCAGAACGCUUCAAGGCCAGCCACGUCCAGCUGGCACAGAAAAUCUCUCACCUGAGGAAACAAUUCUAUUUUGUGCGCUCCAAAGUGGAUUUAGAGCUGGAGGCCAGCAGAAAACGCCGACCACAAACUUACAAUGAGGAGGCGAUACUGAGACAGAUGCGAGAAAACUGCCAGAAGUGCUUAAGGGCUGAGAAUAUGCCCAAUUCCAGAGUGUUCCUUCUCUCCAACUGGGAGAUAAAGAAAUACGACUUUGGGAUGCUGGAGGAAACCUUGGAGAAGGAGUUGCCAAGCCAUAAGAGACAUGCUUUUCUCCUGGCUCUGCCAAACAUCUCUCUAGCCAUCCUGCAGAAAAAGAAGUUGGCUUUACAGAGAGAGAUCUGGAAGCUGUCUACUGUCUCCGCUGGAGCGGCUGCUAUCCCUAUUCCAGGCGUUGGGGUAACCUGUGAUGUAACCAUCCUGAUCAAAUAUCUCACAAAAUACCGCAACAGUUUUGGUCUGGAUGAGGAAUCUCUUGCCAGGUUGGCUAAGAAGGCCAACAAACCCGUGGAGGAGAUCAAAGAGGUAAUAAAGUCACCGCUAGCUAAAGAGAUCUCCAGAGAUUUAGUUCUGAAGCUGCUCACCAAAGCGGCUGGGGGGGCACUCAUGUUAGUGGAGUACUUCGUCAGCACAAUACCCAUCUUUGGUUCCAUGGCAGCUGGAGGGAUCUCAUUUGGCACCACCUACUACAUGCUCAAGAGCUGCCUGGAUGAGCUGUCCGACGAUGCCCAAAAGGUUUUCAUCAAGGCUUAUGAAUCUGAGGUCUGAAGGAAUUUAGACUGGGAAUGAUUGGGAGUGAUUAGGAACAGAUUGGAAAUGAGCGCGCAAUUAACAUUAGGUGUACAGAAUCAAAUAUUGUUGUUUUCACAAGCCCAUAACUAAAUUCACCAGCUGGAAGAGGGGGGAAAAACAUGAAGCACAAAAUGUGGCCUUUUGCAAUAUUUUUUUUAUGGUAGUUGAGCAGUGGGCCACUUUAUUUCCAUUUAUUGCAAAAUAUAGCGAGUAUGGCGGAUUCCAGGAUAUUAAUUAUGUCAUCACUGUAAAACUAUGAUUCCCAGUGUUCUUCGGGGAAAGACAAACAAGGAUGAAGUUGGUUUGUAUUUGUAAAGCACAAAUUGCCCUGUAUUUAGGAUUUCCUAUAUUUGACACAUUCAAUAACUGACCAAACCAUCAAAGCUGACACCAGACAGAGCACAGAAAAGCUCAAAAGUACUGCAAGAUCUGGCCCAUAGAAUCAUCAAGGUUUGGAUACGAUAACAUCAUCUUCAUUUUCAUCAAUCAAAGACCUCCUCUCAAUGAUCUGCUUUUUAAACUGUAAAAGGUAGACUUCCUUAUUGUGCUGGUUCAUUUUAGUUGAAGCGGAGUAAUUUAUCAAAUUGCAGAUUGGUACCAAUAAUGAAUGUUUGAGAUUUCCUGAAGAACUGGAUGGCCCCGGGUUGAAAUAAUAGUUUCAAGAGUGAAUAGUGAAUUUUAAUACUUCUCUCAGUUGUUCAACAAUAAAGCCACAAGCCGUCAAGGAACAAGCCUUCUGCUUGAGCAGGAAGCUGGAUUAGAAGACCUCCAACUCUUGUUAUUCUAGUGUUG